GGCGUUGAAGUCUUUACAAUUUUCGCCAACUCAUUUCUCUCGGGUUUCAUUUAAUCACGAAGAUAAAAGAAAAGGUUGGGCAAAUUUGUAUAUUUUCCCCCUUUCUUCCUCUCGAUGAGAUUAGGGUUUUGUAUCAUUUCUUCGAUUCAGAUCUGAUCUCUGAUUCCGAUCUUUAGAUUCUUCGGUUCUACAGAUCUCCACCUUCAAAACCUAUUCAUUUCUCGGUCAAUUUUGAUUCUGUGUUGGAUUUGAAUUUCGUAUUUGAGUAAUUCCUUUCAUGUCCUGCUUCGAAUUCAAACUUUCUUCUCACUCGUUGUUAAACAGAUCUUGAAAAUUGGCUCCGCAAAGACGUUCGCAGCGCCACAUGGGCGGCCAGAUGCAGCAGAGCAAUGCUGCGGCGGCGACUGCCUUUUACGACCACGCCGGCGGUGGGACCCUGCAUAAUGCAGGCCCCACUAACGACGCUGGUGAUGCGGUCAUGGCUCGGUGGCUCCAGUCCGCUGGCUUGCAGCAUCUGGCCUCUCCCUUGGCUGAUCAGCGCUCCCUCCUCAUGCAGAGUUAUGGAGCACAAUCUGCCGAAGAGAAACAGAGGCUUUUAAAACUGAUGAGAAACCUGAAUUUUGGUGGGGAAUCUGGAUCUGAACCACAUACACCUACUGCCCAAGCUUCCGGAGUACUGGGUGCAAUGGAUGGCUAUUACUCUCCAGAAUUUAAGGGAGAUUUUGGUGCUGGACUUUUGGAUCUCCAUGCUAUGGAUGAUACCGAGCUUUUAUCUGAGCACGUUAUCUCAGAACCGUUCGAGCCGUCACCAUUCAUUCCUAGUGGUACUAGAGCAUUUGAGGAUGAAUUUAAUAUAGCUAGUAACAGGCAGCAAAGAAGCCAAGCUGACGAAGAUCCCGUGGCUGUGUUACCUGUGAUUGAAAAAGAGAACGUUGCUAGAGAAAAUAAUGUGGCUAAAAUCAAAGUUGUGGUGCGAAAGAGACCAUUAAACAAGAAGGAGCUUGCUCGUAAGGAGGAUGAUAUUGUAUCAGUAUGCGACAACGCUUCUUUGACCGUUCAUGAACCAAAACUAAAGGUGGACUUAACUGCAUAUGUGGAGAAGCAUGAAUUCUGCUUUGAUGCAGUUCUUGAUGAGUAUGUUACCAAUGAUGAGGUUUAUAGGGUUACCGUGCAACCAAUUAUUCCCAUCAUCUUUGAACGGACAAAGGCUACAUGUUUUGCUUAUGGCCAAACAGGCAGUGGCAAGACGUUUACAAUGCAGCCAUUACCUCUUAGAGCUGCUGAAGACCUUGUUAGAUUGUUACAUCAGCCGGUUUAUCGUAAUCAGAGAUUCAAGUUGUGGCUUAGCUUUUUUGAGAUAUAUGGUGGAAAAUUGUUUGAUCUACUCAGUGACAGAAAGAAGCUUUGCAUGAGAGAAGAUGGGCGGCAGCAGGUUUGUAUUGUUGGACUUCAAGAAUUUGAAGUGUCCGAUGUACAAAUUGUCAAAGAAUAUAUCGAGAAGGGAAAUGCUGCUAGGAGUACAGGUUCCACUGGUGCCAAUGAGGAGUCUUCAAGGUCACAUGCUAUAUUGCAACUUGCUGUUAAGAAACAUCCUGAAGUAAAGGAAUCCAGAAGGAACAAUGACGGAAAUGAGUUGAAAAGUGGGAAGCUUGUUGGGAAAAUCUCUUUUAUUGAUUUGGCUGGUAGCGAAAGAGGUGCUGAUACGACUGAUAAUGACCGUCAGACAAGGAUUGAAGGAGCAGAAAUCAACAAAAGUCUUCUGGCUUUGAAGGAAUGCAUUCGGGCCUUGGACAAUGAUCAGAUUCAUAUACCCUUCCGUGGAAGCAAACUCACAGAAGUGCUCCGUGAUUCUUUUGUUGGCAACUCGAGAACUGUUAUGAUAUCCUGCAUUUCUCCGAAUGCUGGUUCAUGUGAACAUACUCUCAACACUUUGAGAUAUGCUGACCGGGUCAAAAGUUUGUCCAAAAGUGGAAAUGCAAAAAAGGAUCCGGCUGUUAGUUCCAGUGUACCAACAGCUAGAGAUGUUUCUUCAGCCCCUUCUAUUCCAAUUCCAACUGAAGCAGAAGAUAUGAAUAUGCUGCGCCAAGAGGUGAAAUUAGGGGAAUUGGGCAGAAGAGUUGCAGAGAAAGAGAGUUUCUCCUCUUCCAACUUUGACAUGCCAACUACUGCUUUGCCAUUAAGCAAUAGCUUUCAUGCACGAGAAGAGAAAAGUGCAGGCAUAACUGUAACUUCUGCAUCAUUUGACAAGGAGCCACCUGAAGUGAGGAACGCUCAUAGUGAUCCGACGGGUCGAAAGAUUCCUAUGUAUUCCCACAACUUAAAUGAUAUGGAGGAGAAGGUGCAAAAGGUAUCACCACCCCGAAGAAAAUCAACCAGAGAUGAAAAAUCAGAAAAAUUGGGGAGCUGGCAGAAGAAAGAUGGUGCUGUGCCUGAUGUCUCAACUGCAAGCUCGAGGCAGUAUGGUUCAGGAAUAUCUAAUGCAAAUGAUAUUGGAUCCAGAAAGUCUGAACCUGAGCCGUCUCCUGAUGGGAAUAUUAAUGCAAUACUGGAGGAAGAAGAGGCGUUAAUUGCUGCUCAUCGAAAAGAAAUUGAGGACACCAUGGAGAUAGUGCGUGAAGAAAUGAAACUGUUGGCAGAAGUGGACCAACCUGGAAGCCACAUUGAAAACUACGUGACUCAGUUGAGUUUUGUGCUGUCUCGGAAGGCCGCGGGUUUGGUUAGUCUUCAAGCACGCCUUGCAAGGUUCCAGCAUAGACUUAAAGAACAAGAAAUACUGAGCCGAAAAAGAGUACCGCGUUAGAAAGGGGGUGAGUUUGUUUUCAUGUCUUCAACUCCUCCUCAGCUGUAUCCUCCUUGCUUCCUUCUUCUCAUCUCUUCCAUAUUACAUAAUAUCAUUAAUCAAUUGAUUUGUACAUUUCGAGCUUGAAAAAUAGAUUGGAAUUGAAUUUGCUUGUUUUCUCUCUUGCCCUGA
This is a messenger RNA of Benincasa hispida (wax gourd), 2971 nucleotides long. RefSeq names its product kinesin motor protein-like protein. NCBI's taxonomy places the organism in Eukaryota, Viridiplantae, Streptophyta, Magnoliopsida, Cucurbitales, Cucurbitaceae. The record is from RefSeq and is a predicted model, not a curated record. Gene Ontology annotation, biological process: microtubule depolymerization; microtubule-based movement. Gene Ontology annotation, cellular component: microtubule. Gene Ontology annotation, molecular function: microtubule motor activity; microtubule binding; ATP binding.